Folsomia candida is the source of this 2058-nucleotide messenger RNA. RefSeq names its product GATA zinc finger domain-containing protein 4. The record is from RefSeq and is a predicted model, not a curated record. The coding region runs from base 1034 to 1927 and encodes 297 amino acids. NCBI's taxonomy places the organism in Eukaryota, Metazoa, Arthropoda, Collembola, Entomobryomorpha, Isotomidae. The transcript is spliced from 3 exons.
GAAUAAGUAAGCAUACCAAAUUCGACAUCCUUAAUGUCCUGCACACAAGCUGGAGGGGGAGUUCAAGGUUAUAUUAAUCUAGAUAUGUUUCCAUGCAUCCUGUUGACUACAAUGAGCCAUGGUUUCAUGGAGUUUUUUUUUUACAAAACCUUAUAUUUUAUGUACAUCUAUUAAUUUUUCUAUUCUUGUGUUAAACAUGUUGUUGUUAAAUAUGUAACAUCAGAAUUAUUUAAGGUAAAAAUACUUGAUAAAAUAUACAUACAUGUUAACAUAGUGCCCGUUCUUGAUAAAAUCCAUGAAACAUUUUUCAAGCUAAAUUCAAAAGUAUUUGUAGAAAAUUUUAGUGUUAUCAGUUAAAAAAUGCAUAAAACAAACACCAUUCAGUGUUAGUGUUAGAACCCUGAAUCCAUGAAGCACCACUCACUCUCUAAUCCUAAUCCUAAGAGACUCUAACACAUGAAUAACAUUGUGUAAGGUAAAACACUGGGCCUCCUCAGACACACGAAAAAAUCGUCGCUUCGAAUUUCGCUUUGUUUUUCGCUUAUCGAUAGCAUUGCCAAAAUUAUGAAAAUUGCAAAAUUUUGUUGAGACUUCAACUAACCGACCUUAACCCCACUUCUGAGUGGAGUUUUUGGUCGCUUAUCCGAGAGCUCGCUUAUCAUGAAGUAAGCGAAAAACGAAGCGAAAUUCUAAGCGACGAUAUUUUCGUGUGUCUGAGGAGGCCCACUGUCAUGAGAGUAAGCUCAACGGGUUUGAUGAACUUGGUUCAUGGGAUUUGAUGGAUACAGAAUUGCAAUGUAGGAGCAAGUUGGAUAUAAAUUUGCGCAGUAGUUUUCCAGCUCGUUCCGGCUGAUGGUACCAAUUUCCACCGUAAUCAAUUGAUUUCCUGGAAGUACGUACGUAAAAUUUCGCAAUAACAAACUUGCGCAACUUAAAACAUUAAACAAAAUCUCAUACUUUGUGUUAAAAAAUUGCCCUUAAAAUUCUAAAUAUUUGUAACUUCGCCCCCGUGAAAUUUAUAAUUCUCGGAAGUAUGUUGGCUUCCGUCUUAGCUGCUGGGUUGGACACCCUGAUUACGGGGAACAAUAGCAACUCUAAAAUAAGUGGGGACAACAAUUCGGGAAAUGUCGAGGGGAAUUCGAACACGAAAUUAUUCAGUGAAUCGUCUAAACUAAGCAUUUUCAAUAAUUCAAAUUCUAACCUAAACUUUGCCAAUGUUUCUGCAAAAUUGACCAACUCGAGUAACAGUCAUGUUACUUGGAAAAAUGGAGACCUGAAUGUGGACAAUUGCUCUAAUUCAGAGCUUAAUGGCGACCUGGUCGACGGGAAAUGCAACUUUAGCUCGAAUUCAAAUUUUAAAUUUGUUGGAAAGGGUGCAGUUUCCUGUGAAUUUAAGGAAAAUUCAAAUACGGAUGCAACCCUUUCGGAAGGCGGAUCUGUCAAGGCGGUGGAUAAUUCUAACCUGAAAAUCAGUGGGGGCAGUCAAAAUCUGGUUGUCGAGGGGACAUCAAACCUGCAUAUCCGAAGCACUCCGUUUCGUAAUCGAUUUCAAGUCGUGCAGCGAAACAAUUGGUUCAAUUGGCUCCCGAGUUUUGGACGAUCAGCGUCAUCCGAAUCUAAGGUUGAACAUCUCACGUACGAGUUGGAUUAUGCAAAGACAGGAAAAAUUAUUGGAUCUAAAUAUUCGGCGGGGGAUUUUUCCUUUGACGUGACCACCUCCAAAGAUGAGGUCAAAGUUCAGCUCAGCCCGGAUGGAAACCCGAGGGAUGUCAGGAUUGAUAAGGUUAACGGGAAAAGCGUGCUAUUUUCGGGAACGGGGGCGGAUGGAAAUCGCCAAGAGUUGGAGAUUCAAGGACCCAAAACCGUUUCCGUGAAGGAUGAUGAGAAAACCGUGGUGAUAAAUUUGUGUGAUAUGGCUGGCCUGUAAUUUCAAUAUUUCAAAUAUUUAAUUCACGGUAACGGGUAGCACUUUGCUACGAUUAGAAGUAUUUAGCUUUACAUGUACCUCAUAUGCAUUGCAAAAUAAAUAACGGACUACAUGAUACUAAAACAGAUAAA